UGUUACUAGUGCAUUUUAUUCACUGCAGCCAUUUGCAACAACCGAGACAUGUAGCUUACAUGAAAGCUCCUGCUGGAGUCAACUCAUGGGGGACGCGAAGGUGAACAAGAAGCCCAUGUGGGCCAUGACCGAAGGAGAAAGAGAGGAACAGGAAGAUGUUGACGCUGGCUAUCUCAUCAACUUCGUUGAAGACUUGGAUUAUGACGAGUACAUCCACGACCUGGAGUUCCGAGAGUGCCUCCAAGCAAUCGCAGACCGCGCCAAGCGUUUGCAGCGAGAGCAAGAAGCUUUCAAGGACUCUUUGCUGCGCGAACUAAACCAAAGCGAACCGCUGAUGGAGGAAAUUCAUGCCUCCAGAAGUGGUCCAAGAGACGGAGAGCGACCUGAAUGGGAUGCUGCAACGCUGGAAACGCCUCAGGCGGUUUGACAUUUUGUGUUCUCGUGGAUCCUGCAACCACCCGCAGCAGGACUCGGCUGCAAAGGCUUUGGCCGAGAAAGCGUGGCAGGAGGGUAAUUUCAAGGCCGUUCAUUCCAAGACCUCUCUGCGGAAAAUUGCUGAGAGAGAAGUGGAGAAGCUGUAAAGGACGUGAGAAAUGCGCGGACCUGUCCGCAACUUUUGGAAAGUGAAAGAGGUUCAGGAUCCUCUUCUCAUUAGCCUUCGUGGACGUAGCUGUUCAUCUCAACGAGAAAUGCUUCAGUGUCGAAACAGAUGCCUUGAGGCCUUGGGUGAGUUUGAAGAAGUAAUAGUAUUACUACCAGUAACAAGAAG
Molecule: messenger RNA, 769 nt
Organism: Durusdinium trenchii
Lineage: Eukaryota; Dinophyceae; Suessiales; Symbiodiniaceae
Source: the annotation of a GenBank genome assembly